AUGGUUGAGAACAUCAACAUGGAUCUAAAGGCACCUUGGCUUAUCAAAGAAAUAAUUCAAGCAAGAGAGCUAGUAAUGGAACUUCAAACUCACCUUAAUCCUUCUUCUUUUUCUGGUAACGUCUUAGUAACCAAAAUAUUAUCCAUCUUUGAGAAUUCUCUUUCGAUACUGAAUCAAAUAAAGACGGAAAAUGAAACUACUACUCCCAACUCUUCCAUGGGUCAGUCCGGAGGGAGCCUUUUUAGCAAUUGCUCUUCUGAUUUUUUCCAAGAAGGUUCAAGAAAGAGGAAAGGGUUAGUAAGAUGGACACAACAAGUACGUGGUUGUGAACAAGCGGGGUUAGAAGGACCCCUAGAUGAUGGUUAUGGAUGGCGAAAAUAUGGACAGAAAGAGAUUCUUGGAGCCAAAUACCCUAGAGCUUAUUACAAAUGUAGUUACCGUACCAGUCAAAAUUGCUUGGCGAUGAAACAAGUUCAACGAUCCGAUCUAAACUCGUCUAUUUUCAAUGUCACGUAUAUUGGAAACCACAGCUGCACUGAGAUAUCAGAACUACUUUCAGGGAAAUAUACACCAAAUAAACAAGAACAUGGUCAUGCUCAUCGCCAAAUUUAUCAAGAACAAAGGGAAGAUAAAUCAUUAGAAGAAACGUAUAUAAACUUUCAAGAAUCAAGUGUUCAAACUGCAAACAACAAAGACAAACAGCUUGAGUCACAUCCUUCCUUUUCUAUUUAUUCUACUACUUCAUUAAUCUCGGCCAAUAUCCACAAUGAUGGCCUAGAAACUAGCCAAAAUCAUUUCGUAUCUACUUCAACUAAAAUGGAAAUCUAUUCUCCUACUACUACACACAUAAGUACUCCCACAACUGCAGGAUCCAACAAUAAAAUGCACGAUUUUGGAGGUUACCAUUGUGAAGGGGAGUUACUACAAACUAAUGAUGAUCCCCUUGGCCUUGAAGAACUUGAUCAAAUGAUUAUUUCACUAUUAGCUCCAAUUGCAACAUCAUCGGCUAACAAUGAUCAUCCGGUUCAAGGCUCUCCUUGGGAUUGGGAUUUCCCAGAAUCAUGUUAG
Molecule: messenger RNA, 1068 nt
Organism: Papaver somniferum (opium poppy)
Lineage: Eukaryota; Viridiplantae; Streptophyta; Magnoliopsida; Ranunculales; Papaveraceae
Product: probable WRKY transcription factor 41
Exons: 3
Coding region: 1-1068 (355 amino acids)
Biological process (GO): regulation of DNA-templated transcription
Cellular component (GO): nucleus
Molecular function (GO): DNA-binding transcription factor activity; transcription cis-regulatory region binding
Source: RefSeq, a predicted model, not a curated record